UCACAAUGAUUUUUGCAAUCUGUUGGGGGAGGACCCCUCAAAUAUGAGGCGUGGGGAGGACCUACACCUCCAACUAUGUAACCGGUGGAAUGACACCCUCACGCAUGGUUUAAAAACCCUAAAGAAAGAAAUUAAAGAAAAAUAUUUGUUGCCGGACAAUUGCAAGGCUCUUGCGGCACCCAUCUUAAAUGAAGAGGUCAAGAUCGCCGUGAACGAUCCAGCACUUAAGAGAGACAGAAUUCUAGCUGCCAACCAGCAGCAGUUGGGUAUUGCCCUAACUGCCGUGGGACAGGCCCUGGGCCUAGCCUUGAAGGACAAGAAUCCAACAAUGAUAGAAAAACUGAGUGAUGCGGGCAGACUACUCUGUGACCUCCAUCAUCAACAGACGGUAUCAAGACAGAGGUUAAUAACGAAUGGGUUAAAUAAAAUCACAAAGGAGGGGUUGAAAGAUGCCCCACGGGAUGAAUACCUUUUUGGUGAAAACCUUAGCGAGAGAUGGAAAAAUUAUAGGAACUUAGGCAAGUCAGCUUCCGAGAUGAAGGCUUAUCAGCAACGACCUGCUCCUGCACGGACCAUUUCUUUACCUCAGCGGCCGGGAAACUUCAGAGGCCCACCUCAAGCUUCACCACGGCCACAAAUGAAGCCGAGUGUGGGCAGGCAGAACCAGUUCAACCAGCAGUACAGGCCUCAGAGUUUCAACUUCAAGCAGGGACCACCGAGACGAGGCAAUCAAUUCAACCGGACACGACAGAGAUACUAAACCCACAGGUAAUUGGGGGCAGACUACGUUUCUUUUAUAAAGAUUGGUGCAACAUUACAAAUGAUCCUGUUAUUCUAUCUUGGAUACAAGGUGUACAUAUACCUUUUACAUGCUCGGUUCACCAGCAAUCAUGUUCUAAAGCCAACAUUGUUUCCAUAUCAGAUGAAGUUUACAUGGACACUGAGAUACAGUCUCUUAUUGGAAAGGGUGCUGUGCAGAUUUGUUCUCCUUCACCCAAUCAAUAUGUAUCCCCAACUUUUUUAGUUGAUAAGUCCAACGGUGAAAAGAGGUUCAUCUUAAACUUAAAGGGGCUUAACAAAUUUAUUGAAACCAAACAUUUUAAAUUAGAAGAUUUGAGGACUGUUAUCAAAUUAGUAAAUCCUAAUUGUUUCAUGUGUACAUUAGACUUAAAGGACGCUUAUUUUUUGCUGCCUAUAGCCGCACAGGACCGCAAGUACUUAAGGUUUAAUUGGAAAUCUAAUUUGUAUGAGUUUUUAGUCUUGCCGUUUGGUCUUAAUGUUGCUCCAUACAUCUUCACUAAACUUUUGAAACCAGUGAUGAAAUACCUGCGUUUGCUUGGUUUCAUGUCUGUUAUUUAUAUCGAUGAUUUGUGUCUUAUAGGCAACACAUAUGAAGACUGCUUUACGAACCUUAACAUAACUAAGUCUCUUUUACAGUCAUUAGGGUUUAUAAUUAACUAUCAGAAAAGUAACCUAACUCCAAGCACAUACUGUAAAUUUUUAGGAUUUUGUAUUGACUCUCAAUCAAUGAGGGUAGAGUUACCCUUAGAAAAGAGAUUAAAGAUAAAAGCAAAAAUAAUAAAAAUGAUUCAUACUUCACAUUGUACAAUCCGAGAAUUUGCACGGUUCCUUGGUCUUAUUACUUCAGCUUGUCCUGCAGUUUCCUAUGGUUGGGCCCACACAAAACACUUCGAAAGAAUUAAAUAUUUAGCCUUACUGAAGAAUGAUAACUAUA
Molecule: messenger RNA, 1735 nt
Organism: Plutella xylostella (diamondback moth)
Lineage: Eukaryota; Metazoa; Arthropoda; Insecta; Lepidoptera; Plutellidae
Source: RefSeq, a predicted model, not a curated record